This is a messenger RNA of Vitis riparia (riverbank grape), 1167 nucleotides long. Its product is annotated as plant UBX domain-containing protein 4. Gene Ontology annotation, cellular component: cytosol; nucleus. The record is from RefSeq and is a predicted model, not a curated record. Bases 76 to 975 code for a protein of 299 amino acids. Lineage: Eukaryota; Viridiplantae; Streptophyta; Magnoliopsida; Vitales; Vitaceae. Gene Ontology annotation, molecular function: ubiquitin binding. The transcript has 4 exons. Gene Ontology annotation, biological process: autophagosome assembly; nuclear membrane reassembly; membrane fusion.
AUAUAGUCUGAAGCAUAAAGGUUAAACCCCAGAUCGCAUCACAUACUCUUCGUUAUUAUCUUCUCUGAGUCUUCUAUGGCUUCCCGGGAUAAGAAAUCGUCGAAGCCCUCCAGUAGUCGUGGCAUUCGAACCCUCUCCGAUUUGAAUCGUCCGACUGCUCCGGACUCCGACAGCGACUCCGAUGGCCCUCAGGAGUACUACACCGGUGGCGAGAAGAGUGGGAUGCUUGUCCAAGACCCUUCAAAGGGUAAUGAUGUGGAUGCAAUUUUCAAUCAAGCUAGGCAAUUGGGAGCAGUGGAAGGCCCCAUGAUAAAUCCUUCAUCAAGCUCAAGAAGCUUUACUGGGACUGGAAGAUUACUUUCCGGGGAAUUAGUACCAACUGCUCCUCAACAGCCUGAGACUGUUAUUCACAACAUUGUCUUUUGGAGUAAUGGCUUCACAGUGAAUGAUGGUCCCUUGAGGAGGUUAGAUGAUCCUGAAAAUGCAUCUUUCCUAGAGAGCAUCAGAAAGUCGGAGUGUCCAAAAGAGCUUGAGCCUGCAGAUAGGAGGUCCUCUGUUCAUGUCAACCUCAUAAGGAGGGAUGAGAACUGCCCCGAAUCAGAAAAGACCCGGGUUCCAUUUCAGGGGGUGGGACGAACUUUAGGAAGCAGCAGUGUAGCUCCAGAACCCGAGCCCACUGUUGCUCCCACUCCUCUCAAUACCGCUCCAUCUCCUAACAUGGGACUGAUCGUGGAUGAAGCAUUGCCAUCAACCUCGAUCCAGCUCAGGUUGUCUGAUGGAACCCGCAUGAUUGCUCACUUCAACUACCACCAUACCAUCACCGACAUCCGUGCCUUCAUUGAAGCAUCGAGGCCGGGUGGUUCCACAAAUUACCAUCUGCAGAUGAUGGGAUUCCCUCCCAAGCAACUCAACGAUCCAAUGCAGACAAUAGAGCAGGCCGGCCUCGCCAACUCAGUCGUUAUCCAGAAAUACUAACUCUGGGCUGCAUUACUGUACUAAAAACCUUGGACCAGUCUCAAAAGGAUAUUGAUGAAGGUAAGAAUACACUGAUUAUAUGGUACCAUUUGGGAGAUUUUCAGGUACUUGUUUAUGAAGUUUUUAGUACGAGGCCUGCCUCUUAUGACAAUUAAAUUUCAAAAAAAUUAUAUAUAAUUUCAGUAGUGAUCA